Molecule: messenger RNA, 1055 nt
Organism: Lottia gigantea (owl limpet)
Lineage: Eukaryota; Metazoa; Mollusca; Gastropoda; Lottiidae
Exons: 8
Coding region: 104-1006 (300 amino acids)
Biological process (GO): translation; ribosomal large subunit assembly
Cellular component (GO): cytosolic large ribosomal subunit; ribosome
Molecular function (GO): structural constituent of ribosome; 5S rRNA binding
Source: RefSeq, a predicted model, not a curated record
CUCAACUUCGCGCAUGAACAACAUCUCCACUUCCUUUACUUAUUGAACACCAACGUGAAAACACUCAGAAAACCGUUCUGGUGUUUCACUGUUCCUCUCAAAAAUGCCUUUUGUCAAAGUUCAGAAAAACAAGGCUUAUUUUAAAAGAUACCAAGUCAAAUUCAGGAGAAGGAGAGAGGGCAAAACUGACUACUAUGCAAGAAAACGAUUGAUAUUUCAAGAAAAAUGUAAAUACAACACCCCCAAAUAUCGACUGAUUGUUAGAUUUUCUAAUAAAGAUAUUACUUGUCAGGUUGCCUAUGCUAAAAUCGAGGGUGAUGUUGUUAUCUGCAGUGCAUAUUCUCAUGAACUACCUAGAUAUGGACUGAAAGUUGGUUUGACAAACUAUGCUGCUGCCUAUUGUACAGGCUUACUAUUGACUAGAAGAUUAUUACAGAAGUAUAAAUUGGAUGGUAUUUACAAAGGACAAGAAGCACCUGAUGGUGAAGCCUACCACGUAGAGAAAGUUCCGGACAAGCCUGGAGCAUUCCGAGCUAUUUUAGACAUUGGCUUGUCUAGAAGUUCCACUGGAGCUAAAGUUUUUGGUGUAAUGAAGGGAGCUGCUGAUGGUGGUUUGGAUAUUCCACAUAGUAACAAGAGAUUCAUUGGUUACGACAGAGAAACCAAAAAUUACGACGCUGGUGUCCAUAGAGACCAUAUCUUCGGUAAACAUGUUGGAGAUUACAUGACUCAUCUAGAGGAAGAAGAUGAAGAAUUGUUUAAAAAACAUUUCAGUCGUUAUAUUAAACUGGGAAUCACCCCCGACAACAUGGAAGCCAUGUAUCAGAAGACUCAUUCUGCCAUCAGAGCUGAUCCCAGUCCAUCUAAACCCAAACCAAAAACAGAUGUGCCCAAAAAGAGAUGGAACAAGGCCAAGACCCCCAAAGCUCAACGUAUGGCCAUCAUCAAACAGAAGAAAGCAGGAUUUGUUCGAAAGGUUGCCGAAGAAAAAGCAGCUCAAGAUUAAAUGCUUUACUGUAUUUCUAUUGGUCAAUAAAGAUCCUGAUAAAAAAAUU